This is a messenger RNA of Adineta ricciae, 1128 nucleotides long. The record is from the annotation of a GenBank genome assembly. NCBI's taxonomy places the organism in Eukaryota, Metazoa, Rotifera, Eurotatoria, Adinetida, Adinetidae.
AUGUCAUUCUUAACUGGAUUGCUAAAAUCAGUUGUUGUUGUUGUCUUAAUUGUUGCUAUUGCCAUUCCGUUGAGAUACGGUUCGACAGACUAUCCGUAUCUCCGUGCUCGUGUGGCUCAUUCACUGUUAACAUUUCGAUAUUCGUUUGCAUCAGAUCCAGAUCGACCUCAUUUAACCGCCGAGUAUCGAGCUUUCGAAACGCUACUACGUCUUCGACCAUUGCUCGCUGAUCAUCUAUAUGCAGAUCCCAGUCAAGCUAUUAAACUUUUACGUUUACAUGUUCGUUCGAAUAACGUCAGCCCCAAACCAUCAGAGUGUCAAAUUGACAAAGAAGUGUUUGUUCAUAAUCAACAUUCGACUGAUGGAUUUUGGAUAAAUCAUCCGCCGAGAACUUUUCAGAAGAAAAUCGAUAAACUUCUACUGUACUUUCACGGUGGAGGAUAUGUAUUCGGUGAUAUCGAAACCUAUCGUGGAUUUGAAUGUUAUCUCUCACAACUUUUCAAUAUGACAGUACUUCAUUUGGAAUAUCGCCUGUGUCCUGAACAUACAUUACCAGCUGCAAUAGAAGAUGCAGUGGCUAUAUAUCGAGCAAUUCUUAACCAGGGCGUUUCUUCAUCACAAAUUAUGAUCAUGGGCGAUUCAGCCGGUGGCGGUCUUUCUCUAUUGACAACUCAAGCUCUACUGACUCAACAACUACCUCUACCACGUGGUGUUAUCGUUCUUUCACCAUGGGCUGAUAUAUCCAUUUCUAGUGAGAGUUAUACACGAAACAAAGACAAGGAUGUUAUGCUUCGUUUCGACCAGAAAGAAUGGCUGAUAGAACAACUGCUCGGUUCGAAUGCUUCGCAGUUGUCAGCCGAUCAUCACUCUGUUAGUCCAUUAUUCGGUUCAUUCGAAGGAUUUCCAUCUCUAUUUAUCAAUGUUGGUACAGCCGAAACGUUAGAAGAUGAUUCCAGAAAAGUUUUCGCCAAAGCUAAAGAAGCCAAGGUGGAUGUUACUUUCGAAGAAGGUGAACAUUUAAUGCACGUUUACCCAAUGUUCUUUGGUUAUUUUCCUGAAGCGAGACGUACAUUAGAAAAUAUUCGUCAAUGGAUUCAAACGAAAUUCGAUCAAAAAUUGAACACUUAA